Molecule: messenger RNA, 2184 nt
Organism: Exophiala mesophila
Lineage: Eukaryota; Fungi; Ascomycota; Eurotiomycetes; Chaetothyriales; Herpotrichiellaceae
Exons: 1
Coding region: 435-1733 (432 amino acids)
Cellular component (GO): cytoplasm; nucleus
Molecular function (GO): RNA polymerase II cis-regulatory region sequence-specific DNA binding
Source: RefSeq, a predicted model, not a curated record
UUCUCACCUCACGGUCCACGGUCCACGGUCCCUCUUCGCCCUUCCCUCUUCCCUCUUCCAAAAAUUCUCAACUAGUCCCAUCACAUCCCUUCCGUCACUCUUUUCUCCUCCAUUUUCUUUUCGCAUCCCCCUCCCCCGAAAACUCAUUUCUCUGACCACAUCUUACGCCCACACACCACCCAAUUCUGUACCACACCCCGUCUUGCUGGUCACCCUGUGCCCUGCCCUCGCCCUCGCCUACACACCCGCCCACACUACGCUACACCACACCGUUCAUCCCUUGCCCGGCUGUUGCCCUCUGCUGGUGCCCUCUGCCGACCCCAGGUCCGCCGCCUUACUCCCUGUGCAUGCGUCACGUCUCAGGCCCUCGGGACUAGUGGGUGAUUCACCCCACGAUAAGCGACAAUCUUGGGGAACUGCCUUCCCUCGCCCGAAUGCAACGCUCUUCGUCUGCAGUAGACUUUACUGCCAUUCUCAAUCCUUCUCCUCCUUCUUCCCUUCCUAACACCACCCUUCCACCAACAUCAGACGACCUCAACGCUCCCCAUCCCUCGUCGAUCACAUCGACUACCACCGACACCGACACCGACCCAGACAUGGCCACCGCUGUCGGCAUCAUGCCUCAGACAUUGGCCAACAACCCUUCUGCCACCAACGAGGAACGGCAAGAUCUGCCUCGUCCCUACAAAUGUCCCCUUUGCGACCGGGCCUUCCAUCGCCUCGAGCAUCAGACUCGACAUAUCCGCACUCAUACUGGCGAAAAGCCUCAUGCCUGCCAGUUCCCUGGCUGCAGUAAGCGCUUCAGUCGCUCAGACGAGUUGACCCGGCAUUCCCGCAUCCACAAUAAUCCCAACUCGCGCCGGAACCAAAAGACUCACCAGGUUGCUGCCGCUGCCGCUCUCGCUGGCCUUCAGGACGGAUCCAACCCCAAUUUCGCCAGCCAAGCCCAGAUGAUGCCGCCGCCUAACAAGGGCAUGCCUCGAUCGGCUCCCACCUCCGCUGCCGCCUCUCCCAAUGUCUCGCCGCCACACUCAUUUGCCGUCCAUGCCAGCCAUAGUCCCCAUGGACCGACCCCGCUGGGUCCCUUUGCACGUAUUGAUGACCGAGGCAACUCGAUGGACAUCAAUCUACUGGCCACAGCCGCUUCACAGGUCGAGAGAGACGAACAUAUUACUCGCAUGCCUUAUCAACACCAGCAUCAUUUGUUCAGCCACCGAAACCACAAUAGUAAUGGUCGGUUGCCGUCUCUAUCUGCCUAUGCCAUCUCACAUUCGAUGUCGAGAUCUCAUAGUCAAGAGACCCACGAAGAUGACCAUCGAACCAAGAGGUCGAGGCCCAACUCUCCUCAUUCCACUGCCCCCUCGUCUCCCACAUUUUCGCAUGAGUCAAUAUCACCCACGCCAGACCACACUCCUCUCGCCACUCCGGGCCAUUCUCCACGCCUGAGGCCCCAUGGCAGUGAUCUCCAACUUCCCGGCUUGAGGCAUCUUUCUCUCGGCCAUGCUCCUCUGUUGGCUCCCAUGGAGCCUCAGGCCGACGGAUCAUAUACCCACAUUCCACCACCACAACACACCGGCCCAUCGAUUGCCGACAUUGUCACGGGCACCCAACGCAAACUUCCCGUCCCGCAACUGCCCAAAAUUGGAAUUCACGACAUGUUGAAUCCCCCCAGUGGGCUGAGCUCUGGCGAGUCAAGUAAAGCGGCCUCGAUCAAUGGAGACAUGUUACGGUGACGAAUGAUUGAAACGGGGAGGGGGGCCCGUGGAGGUGGGCUCACGAGAAACAGACACGCUGGUGCUGGUGCUGAUUCUGCUUUUACUUUUUGUUUCAACCUCUACUUCUGCUUCACUAUGUUGUUUCCCCACGUUUGUUGGCGUCAAGGAUGGUUUGUAUUUUGGGCUGGGGAUUGGGGAUUAGGGAAUGGGGAUUGGCAAGGGCUGGAGGUGCGGAUGGAAGGCUGGAAGCACAUCCCCCAGGUGCACGCUAUAGACAGGAUAACCAUGAAUAAGGACGCGCCGCACGAAUGCGCACGAAUAGAAGGAGUUCAUUUUUCUAGGUGCUGGAGACGAGCAUAUGGAACUACGCCGGGCGACAAGGACGCCUUAUCGAAGGAACAUCCAGCCAAUCCGAUGUUUACAUGUGGUAAUUUCCAAUAGUUUUUGAAAAUGCAAACAGUACUCUCAA